CUCACCUCAGUCAGUCGGUUAACGGCAGGAACGAAAUUAUUUUAUCAGUCGAUACGUAAGAGCGAGAGAAAAUCGUUGUGUUUGUAAAAGCUCACCUUGUGUUUUAUUGUAUUACACCGUGGAGUGCGAUUUAGGUGACGUGAUUAUUAAAAUUAUUAUCGUUCGAAAUAACAUAUUUUAACCGUGGUGAAGUGGUUGUGAAUUUUAUACUCAAGUGCUUAAUUUUUCUUUAUUUUUUAAUUAGAUGCUGUUCUGGAACUUUUUAAAAGAAGAAGUUUAACAGCAAUCCACAAAUGUUUCGAAAACACCGCACCAAAGCAAUACCGCCCCCACAAAUCAACGGGCACGAGCUGGAGAAUAAUAAUGUAGUAAAUAAGAGUCCUCCAGAAUCUCCAAUAAUUCACUCCCUGCAAUUUUACUGUCAACUGGCCCAUGGAAGUCCGACAGCUUUUGUAUCCGGAUUCUCAAAUGUCAAAGAACUUUAUAAGAAGAUUGGAGAUGCUUUCGAUAUGCCCGAAUCUGAGAUCAUCUUUUGCACAUUAAACACAUACAAACCUGAUAUGAAGAAGCUUCUUGGUGGCCAAAUAGGAUUAGAAGAUUUCAUUUUUGCUCAUAAAAAAGGUACGCCUAAAGAAGUAGAACUAGUGAAAAGUGAAGAUUCGCUAGGGCUUACAAUAACUGAUAAUGGUGCGGGAUACGCAUUUAUCAAAAGGAUCAAAGAAGGUUCAGUUAUUUCAAACAUUCCUCAUAUUAAAGUUGGAGAUCACAUUGAACGACUCGACGGGCAUAACAUGGUAGGAAAACGACAUUACGAAGUGGCUUCGGCGUUAAAGAACAUUCCGGUAGGCGCAACGUUUACUAUAAGACUCGUGGAACCGAUGUCAAGUGGUUUUGGUCAAAUAGCGCCGAAAGGAAGCACGCGUGGUGUACCUAAAAAGGCAGGAUAUGGUACUGGAUACCAAACGUUAAGGUUCAAAGCGGGCGGACAGGCAGAGUUACAAGAUCAGGACGACUCGAUGGACCUCGGAAUCGACAAAAUCAACAGCGUAUUAGAAUCCUUUAUGGGAAUCAACGACGCGGAGCUCGCAACUCAAAUUUGGGAGCUAAGCGAAGGCAAAAAGAACUCGAUGGAGUUUGCGGAUGCAAUUGACGACUCGGAUUUGGCAGCUUUUGAAUUCACUGACGAACUGAUCAUUGAACUAUGGGGAUGUGUUACAGAUGCCAGACAAAGGCGAUAUAAAUAAACUUGAGUUACUUUAGAAUUAAAACGGUUGAUAAGUGAACAAACGACGAUGAUUUAAAUCGGCCUUAAGUUUUUCUUUUAUUCUCUUGUUGAUGAUAUGAUUACAGGAUACAAUAAAUUAGCAUUUAAAUAAUGAAAUCACUGUCAUUUCUUACAUGUUUUUGUUAUGUAUAGGUUUAAAAAACACAAACAUAUUAUUUAAUUAAAAAGAUUAUAGAUUAUUAUAAGUUUGUAAAAUAUUAAAAUUUAGUAUUAUUUUUAAACAUAAAAAUUAGCUUUAAGUUUUAAAACUUAUACUUCUUAAGAAAAUAUAUAUGUAAGUUAAUAAUAUGAUUAAAAGUUA
This is a messenger RNA of Anthonomus grandis grandis, 1586 nucleotides long. It is a transcript of the gene kermit, whose product is annotated as PDZ domain-containing protein GIPC1. The transcript is spliced from 6 exons. The coding region runs from base 294 to 1244 and encodes 316 amino acids. Gene Ontology annotation, molecular function: protein binding. The record is from RefSeq and is a predicted model, not a curated record. NCBI's taxonomy places the organism in Eukaryota, Metazoa, Arthropoda, Insecta, Coleoptera, Curculionidae.